AUGAAGUUUGCAUGGAAAUUACUGUCAUCGGAUUGCUUAUGGGCAACUUUUUUUCGGGCAAAAUAUACGAAGCAUGGUUUGAUUGAUGUCUCCACUUUACGCUAUAUAGGCUCUCAAUUCUGGUGCUCUAUUGUGGGAUGCAUCCCUAAUGUGAUUAACAGUAGUCAAUGGCAGAUUAGGGAGGGUUCUAUCUCGUUCUGGUAUGCUCAUUGGUUAGAUGACGGCCCUUUGUCACGGGACGCAUCACAUAUUGAUCAACCAACUCUUAGAAUCAAAGAUAUUUGCUUGGAUAGUGAUUGGAAUAUGAAUCAAUUACUGCAACUUGUAGGGGAAGACAAAGCCUCUAGUGUUAUGGCUAAGGUGAGUAAAUGUAGAGAGGGGGAUAAUGUUCUUAUUUGGAAAACGAAUAGUGAAGGAACAUUCUCUUCCAAGAGUGCAUGGGACAUUAUUAGAGUUCGGCAACCCCAAACCUCUUGGGGUAGAUGGGUAUGGCAUUCUGCACUCCCAAAAAGAAUGUCAGUGAUAAUGUGGAAGGCUUUUUCUAAAGCUUUAAGUGUUGAUGGUAGAGUUCGGCAAAUGGGUAUAGCGUUAGCUUCUCGUUGUGAUUGCUGCCUUACAGGAAAUGAAGAAACACCCAACCAUGUUCUUAGUAUAGGUAAGGUGGCAAACAAAGUUUGGAGGAAAGUUUCGGUGGCUUUGGGUAUUCGGUGGAGAUCUAAACAAAACUGGUAUGAUAGAGUAAAUUAA
Olea europaea var. sylvestris is the source of this 747-nucleotide messenger RNA. RefSeq lists its product as uncharacterized. The coding region runs from base 1 to 747 and encodes 248 amino acids. The record is from RefSeq and is a predicted model, not a curated record. Lineage: Eukaryota; Viridiplantae; Streptophyta; Magnoliopsida; Lamiales; Oleaceae. The transcript has a single exon.